AUGUUCCAUGAUGCCGAAGCAUUGAUGAAGAUCAUACAAGAAUGCAGUUACAUUAAUGGUAAUUUCAUGCAGACAGCAGAGUUGAAGAAUCUUAUGGAGCACCUUCCCAGUGCGGCAGUGCUCUCGUAUCAGUCCGGUGGCGGGGCUCCAAAAAUGGAGUGCGGCCAGUACUUUUGCCCGCAGUGCAUCUUUGGCGUGGGUGCCAGCCAAGAGAGCCAACAUCAUCGACCAACCUCCGCAGGGAACUCAACCGAUAUAUCAACAAAACGCUUGCACAUUGCAAAAAACAGUAGAUUCAGCUCGAUAGGCCAAGAAAUCCGAGUCUCGCGGAUACUGACACCUUCCAGCAAGCAUCAGCAAACCAAGGGACCCACCAAAACUAAGAUAAAACUUCCAUCCACACCCAUGAACCCGAACGCCAAUUCCUUCCAGGGCUUCCGGCCUGGUGCCAAUACCUUCGUUCCAGGAGGUGCCCCACCACCUGGCUCGUCCAACCCCCAGCAGCAGCAGCAGCAGCAUCCUGCUCAAGAUGGAGGAAGCCAACCUCCCUACCCCGGCUACUACCCUGGACAGGGCUACGGGAACGCCCAUCCGAACUACCAGCAGCAAGGAGCACAUCAAAACUAUGGUUAUCAUCAACAAUACCAUCAACCUCAUCAUCAACAUCAACAGCAGCAACAAUACCAGUACCCCGGUGGCUAUGGAGCUCAUCAACAGUACUACCAACAUCCGCAUCAACAACCUCAAUCUCAGUACAACCGUCACCAUCAUCAUCAACAGCAGCAACAACAGCAGGCCCCUGAUAACUGGGAAGAAGAAGCACCCCCUCGUCCGCCUACUCAGCAGCCUCAGGCAUCAUCUGAAGCUACUGCCACAGUCAACAGCAAUGGUUCUAAGACCUUGUCUAUCUCUUCUACAACCCGGCUCAAACAGAUGAACGCCAACUCGGACAAGCCGGCAGUGGUUUCGCUAAACAUUGGGAAAAAGAAAGACCCUGCUCCGGCUCCUGUAGCCAAGCCUGCGACUGACUCCAAGGUAUCAUCAACCGCCCGCUCACAGUCUUCAACACAAGCCAAAAAAGUCAUCACCAUCGGUAGCUCAACUAAGUCUCAAGCACCUACGCCACCCACCGAAAGUGGCACUCCUGACCCCCCUUCAGCCGAUCCAGUUCCUGCCAGUACACCUGCGGUCGAAGCAACAUUGGAUGCAGCUACUAAGACAUUGACGAUUGGAGACGCCCGUCGCCCAGUGCUCGAUGCUGAUGCGAUCAAGAAGGAGGUCGAAGCAGCUGUAGACGAAGAGACCCUGCGAGACUUGUACGAAUCGAAGAAGGAUGACGUUAAAGAGGAUGGCAAGCCGCAUGCGAACCUAGUGUUUAUCGGCCAUGUCGAUGCGGGCAAAUCGACGAUGGGCGGGAACAUCCUCUAUCUGACGGGGAUGGUCGACAAGCGGACGAUGGAGAAACUAGAGAAGGAGGCCAAAGAUGCUGGGAAGGAGUCCUGGUACCUCAGUUGGGCCUUAGAUUCGACGAUCCAAGAACGCUCCCAAGGGAAGACGGUCGAGAUCGGCCGGGCGUACUUCGAGACCGACGCCCGAAGAUACACCAUCUUGGAUGCCCCCGGCCACAAAACUUAUGUUCCGGCAAUGAUCUCCGGUGCCAGUCAGGCCGAUAUCGCCAUCCUCGUCAUCUCCGCUAGGAAGGGCGAAUUCGAAACCGGCUUCGAACGUGGGGGUCAGACUAGAGAACAUGCCAUGUUGGUCAAAACUACCGGGGUCUCAAAACUGGUCGUCGUCAUCAACAAGAUGGACGACAUCACCGUCGAAUGGGACCAAGCUAGAUACGACGAGAUCGUCAAUAAACUGACCCCUUUCCUCAGACUCUCUGGCUUCAAUCCUGCCAAAGAUAUCACUUUCAUCCCUGUCUCAGGUUACACGGGAGCGAACAUUAAGGACAGACUUACUAAGGAUAAGUGUUCGUGGUAUGAGGGACCCUCUCUUCUCGAGCUGCUGGACAACAUGAAGCUCACCGAUCGCAAGUAUAACGCCCCCUUGAUGAUGCCAAUUUCGGAGAAAUACAAGGACAUGGGAGCGGUUGUGGUGGGCAAGUUAGAAUCUGGCAAAGUGACCAAAGGCGAAUCUGUGCUCAUGAUGCCCAACAAGACUUCCGCUGAAGUGUCUGCUAUCUAUAACGAGAUGGAGGACGAGAUUCCUCGAGCACUCUGUGGUGAUAACGUUCGGAUUAGACUCAAAGGGAUUGAAGAUGAAGAUAUUAUGUGUGGUUUUGUGCUGACGGAUGCGCACAAGCCGAUCCACACGGUGACCCGGUUCGAAGCCCAACUAGCCAUCAUCGAUUCCAAGAACAUCAUCUGUGCCGGAUACGGCGCCGUCAUGCAUGUCCACACCUUGGCCGAGGAAUGCACCCUCUCCGCCCUCCUCCAUUACUACGAUAAGAAGACUGGUAAGAAGUCCAGGAGGCCCCCUCAGUUCGCUAAGAAAGGCAUGAAGGUCGUCGCCCUCUUGGAGACCGUUGCGCCGAUCUGCGUGGAAACAUUCAAAGAUCAUCCUCAACUGGGGCGAUUCACUCUACGAGACGAAGGGAAGACGAUUGCGAUUGGAAAGAUCACCAAGCUCUUAGAAAGCGCCAACCCCGACGACCCUUCCUCUACCAAGGCUUAA
Molecule: messenger RNA, 2676 nt
Organism: Puccinia graminis f. sp. tritici CRL 75-36-700-3
Lineage: Eukaryota; Fungi; Basidiomycota; Pucciniomycetes; Pucciniales; Pucciniaceae
Product: peptide chain release factor eRF subunit 2
Exons: 7
Coding region: 1-2676 (891 amino acids)
Biological process (GO): translation; translational termination; nuclear-transcribed mRNA catabolic process, deadenylation-dependent decay
Cellular component (GO): translation release factor complex
Molecular function (GO): translation release factor activity; GTPase activity; GTP binding
Source: RefSeq, a predicted model, not a curated record